CCAUGGUUUUAUGGAGGGGAAUUGAGUAUAAGAUAAAGGGAUUUUUUUACCCAUUCUAGCAACAGGUCUUAUAUAUCAUUGCACUCCGGCGUCUCAACUGGUCUCCUUCCGGCGCUUGAAAUCGCGGCGCACUCUCCGCGAACUCACCAGAUCUCGUCUUCGAAUCUUUAGUUCAUCGAACUGUUUGUCUUCAUCAGACUUUGGUGGCCAGUUGGGCAGGUAAGAGGAGAGCAAAGCAAGAGCCCAAGAAAAGGGAGAUAUGGAGCAAACACUAUGGGGUCAUUUGCCCUUACUGGUUAGGUCAAACUCUAAAGAAUCAGUUGAGUACAUUCUUCAAGCCCUAUGGAGGACCCGUAACACUGGCCUUGACACUGCCGACCGCCACAUCUUCUGUGACAUCCUUCAGCUUCAAAACGACUCCGACCUCGACCCACUUUUGGUAUGCCUCAGGACUUUGAUCCGAAGGUGUGUUUAUGAGAAUAUAAGCAAGGAUGAGAUUCAGAAGCUGUUUCCAAGUGAGGUGCUUCCUGAAUUGCAAAGACUAUUGACGCUUUUGUUGCAGAAAUUUCAAAGAGAAUGGCGUGAAGAGGUUCUAAAGGACCAGGUUGUUUUGCCUCGAUUAAAAGCAAUGACAUGGGACAUGGCAAACCAGGAGUCCACAGAAGAGGCAGACCCUGUGGCUGUUAUCAAUUUGAAGCUCCAAAAUGAUGCCAAAUCUCAUCCAGGAGAAUCAGAUGUGAAGUUUCGAUUGGCCAAAGAUACUUUAGAUACAAUGCUGAGAUCCAUGUACUGCAUAAGAGACCAGUUGUCUAACAUGGGUGAAACAUCUAAUGGACAUCUACCAAAAGAAACCAAUACGGUAUAGUUAACUGGCGUUAUUCACAUUGAAAGGUGUGGUUUGGAUCAAGAGUCUAUUGCACCUGUAAAGUCCAUUUGGUGGGUUACUCUUGCUCUGUGGAAGAAUCAUUGAAGUCAUCAAUUAAUUUUUUAGGCAGUCUAUUGCUUGUUGGUUUAUCUGCCAACCAGGAACCAAUGUGUUACCUCACUGGUCCAACUUAUAAGAAAUCCUGCAUAAAGUUUGCCAUGUUUUUCUUGUAUGAAGUGGGAAUAAAAAUGAUCAACUGAUGUAAAUAAAGAGAGUUUUCUCCA
Messenger RNA from Mangifera indica (mango), 1149 nucleotides. Its product is annotated as COMM domain-containing protein 9-like. Bases 260 to 865 code for a protein of 201 amino acids. The record is from RefSeq and is a predicted model, not a curated record. The transcript has 6 exons. NCBI's taxonomy places the organism in Eukaryota, Viridiplantae, Streptophyta, Magnoliopsida, Sapindales, Anacardiaceae.